AUGGCGCAAAAGCAUAUAUGGUCUGGUAUUCCCUUGUUCCCUAUAUUGGUUAUGUUCCUCAUUUCUCUUCUAGCAGAAACUAAUCGAGCUUCGUUUGAUCUCCUAGAAGCCGAAGCUGAAUCAGUUGCAGGCUAUAAUGUAGAAUAUGCGCUGGAUGCGAUCCUUAAUAGUCCAUUGUUGGCGGAAGCCUAUGUCCCUUGGUCCCGGGGACUCAUUCUGACUGAAACAAGGGGUGGGUCUUUACCAACUUCAAAAUAUUCGAUUUUAGGGAAGCCAACUGAAAAACGGAUGUGCGCUAGUAGAGCGGCUCGCUUCGCUUUUGUUGCGUAG
Pistacia vera is the source of this 330-nucleotide messenger RNA. RefSeq names its product NADH-ubiquinone oxidoreductase chain 1-like. Gene Ontology annotation, molecular function: NADH dehydrogenase activity. Gene Ontology annotation, cellular component: membrane. Gene Ontology annotation, biological process: aerobic respiration. The record is from RefSeq and is a predicted model, not a curated record. Bases 1 to 330 code for a protein of 109 amino acids. The transcript has a single exon. NCBI's taxonomy places the organism in Eukaryota, Viridiplantae, Streptophyta, Magnoliopsida, Sapindales, Anacardiaceae.